UGUUCUUCACUACAAAGAUAGUCCUAAAACUGGGGAGCCAAGACUUAGACAGGUGUGAUGCGAAGUACAUAAACUAUUUCUCUGCCUCACUUUUCUACUUGCUAAGGUUAUUUCCGACAAAACAACCAAGUUGAGAAUACUGGAAGCAUGCCGCGAUGGCAAAAAGUUGGUGGGUGUCACUUCGGAAGAGACAGAACUGUUGACAAAAUCACGGCAAGAUACUAUUGGAAAAAUAUAUACAACGGUACAUCAGAAUGGGUUAGUGAUUACUACUUACAUGUAGAUUACUUUGCUAACUGUUUCAAUAGAUAAAACAUUGUGAAGUAUGUCAAAGUUCCAAGAGAAAGUUCGGCACACCAGCGCCAUCUCUACAUCAUAUUCCUGUGACGGACACUUGGAAAAAGGCCGGGAUUGACCUGAUUGAAUUUCCAGUUAGCAGCAGCGGCAAUCGGUUUGCGUGACAUUGAUACACUACUUCUCGAAGUGGGUAGAAGCUGCGGCUAUUCCAACCAAGGAAUCUUGUCACACCCUUGGCUUUUUGUACAAGAUGAUUCUUCGUCAUGGCUCUCCAGAAGAAAUCAUCACAGACCAGGGAAGGAAAUUUUGCAAUCAAGUAAUGAACAGACUAGAAGAGCUGACAGGCUUUCGCCAUCUUGUCACGAGCGCCUAUCAUCCUCAGCCCAACGGAUUAGAUGAAAGGCUUAAUCAAACUCUAAAAGCAGCGUUGCAGAAGCUAGUCAACGAAAGACAAGACGAUUGGGAUCAGUUGAUUGACAAUGUUCUUACGAGCCGACAGCAAUCAACGAAGUACACGCCAUUUUUUCUCAUGUGCAGUUGUGAAGCAAAGCUUCCCAUUGACAUCAGCUUUGUUAGAGAAGAAGAAACUUCUCGAGAGUUAUCUCUAAACGAGAAAGUGAAGACUAUGAUUGGCAUUCAGGAGAAGAUUCGCGCACAAGCCAAGAAAAAUAUAGAAACCGCUCAGGCUAGACAGAAACGGCAGUAUGAUAUAAAGCACAAUACAAGAACAAAUCUCAAGGUAAGAAGAGUGUGCAACAGACAUUCAAUUAAAUAACUUAAUCGAAUGAAUUCUGACUACAAUGACAAUGUUGACAGUCUGCUUGCCAUUUGAAUGUAGGUAGGAGAGCAAG
Corticium candelabrum is the source of this 1148-nucleotide messenger RNA. RefSeq lists its product as uncharacterized. Gene Ontology annotation, molecular function: nucleic acid binding. Lineage: Eukaryota; Metazoa; Porifera; Homoscleromorpha; Homosclerophorida; Plakinidae. Gene Ontology annotation, biological process: DNA integration. The coding region runs from base 548 to 1072 and encodes 174 amino acids. The transcript has a single exon. The record is from RefSeq and is a predicted model, not a curated record.